AGUUUAUUCAUCAAAUGUGAUCUUGAAGGUAAUAGAAUAGAACUCUAUUAACGAUUGAUAGUUCGGUUGAUUAGGCUAUGAAAUUUACUGUUAUCCGAACUUUUGGUUACUUGGGCUUACAAUCUAUCAGACACUUUUCUUCUUUUUUCAGUGAUGCAGAUACUCACGAGGCGACUAUUUCUACGGCUGGUGGUAAAAAGGGUACCGGCUCUGGAAGUCACAGCUGUGACAUCUGUGGCAGGCACUAUCAAAGCGAAAGGGCUCUCAAAGUUCACAUCAAAGUACAUAAACGGAGUGAUGCGCACGAGUGUGGUAAAACAUAUAUCGCCCAAGGUACGUUAGAAGUACAGAAUGAAUGUAAGCACGGAAGCGAACCCAUGGAACGAUGCAAAAUUUGCGGAAGGACGUUUCGGCAUGCUCAUGGGCUGGCAGCACACGUCGCCAGUCAUGUGAAACAUGUUUGCGAAAUAUGUGACAAAGUGUAUUUCAAGAAAAAUCAACUCACAGCUCACAUGAGAGUUCACACCGGUGAGCGACCUUUCACGUGUGGAACAUGUGGCAAAUCAUUCGGCAAAAAAUGCGUUUUAGUCACUCACAUGAAGACUCAUGCAGAUAAGCAAUUUAAAUGUGACAUAUGUGGGAGACCAUUCACCAGCAAAUAUUAUGCAGUGGAGCAUAGUAAAACGCAUACGCAUAAGCGCAGCACUGAUCGUAAAUUCAAAUGUGAAAUCUGUGACAAAGGAUUCCCGUACAAAAAUCAUCUUGCACAGCAUAGGAAAACACACCGCACAGAUCGUCCGCACAGCUGCGAAAUUUGCGGUAAAUCCUUCAAAACGUCAAGUACUUUAUACAUUCACAUGAAAAAAGUGCACAGCUCUCAGCAUCCUCAUAUGUGCUCGGUUUGUGGAAAGGAGUUCGCAUACCCCUCCUUGCUCAAGCAGCAUAUGGCUUGUCACAUGGAUGAACGGCCUUAUAAAUGUAAAACCUGCGAUGCAUCAUUCAAGUCAUCUAGUACCCUAUGGAAACACCAGAAAGAACACGCGAGCGCUGAGUCUAAUACUUUGAGCACUUUGCCGACACGCUUGUUUGAUGCCGCCACUCCAGAGGCAACUGUUUCUGCAGUUGAUGAUAAGCAGGGUGCCGGCUAUAAAAGUCACAAAUGUAACAUCUGUGGUAGGCACUAUCAAAGCGAAAAGGCUCUUAAAGUCCACAUCAAACUACACAAAUGGCAUAAACCGUACGAGUGUGACAAGUGCAGUAAGUACUACAACAACCCAGGUUCGUUACGAGUACACAAGAAAAGGAUGCACGGAAGCGAACCCAUGGAACGAUGCAAAAUUUGCGGAAGGGCGUUCCGGCAUGAUCAUGAGCUGGCAGCACACGUCGCCAGUCAUGUCAAACAUGUUUGCGAUAUAUGUGACAAAGAGUAUUUCAAGAAAAGUCUCCUAAUGGCUCACAUGAGAGUUCACACCGGUGAGCGACCUUUCGUGUGUGAAACAUGUGGCAAAUCAUUCGGCAAAGAAUCCGUUUUAGUAACUCACAUGAUGACUCAUGCAGAUAAGCAAUUUAAAUGUGACAUAUGCGGGAAACCAUUCACCAGCAAAUAUUAUGCUGCGGAGCAUAGAAAAACACAUACGCAGAAGCGCAGCACUGAUCCAAAAUUCAAAUGUGAAAUGUGUAACAAAGCAUUCCCGUACAACAAUUAUCUUAUUCAGCAUAGAAAAACACACCGCACUGAUCGUCCGCACAGCUGCCAAAUUUGCAGUAAAUCUUUCAAAACGUCAAAUGUUUUAUACACUCACAUGAAAAAAGUGCACAGCUCUCAGCACCCUCAUAUGUGCUCGAUUUGUGGAAAAGAGUUCGCAUUCCCCUCCCUUCUCAAGCAGCACAUGGCUCGUCACAUGGAAGAACGACCUUACAAAUGUAAAACCUGCGAUGCAUCAUUCAAGUCAUCUAGUACUUUAUGGGAGCACAGGAAAGAGCACACGAGCGCUUAUUCCAACGGAGUUUCCGGAUCAUCCAACAUUCCAGCCAUUGAACGUUUGAGGGGACGUGAAAAUUGGUCGUCAUGGAAGUUUGCUGCGAAAACUUAUCUCCAUCUGGAAGGCCUCUGGGAUGCCAUCAAGCCAAAGAUAAAAGAAAACGGAGCCAUUGAAGCGGAAGAUGAGCGAAAGGAUUUACAAGCCCGAUUGAAGCUAAUCUUGUUCCUUGACCCUACAAUCUAUGUCCAUAUCGAAGACGCGAAGUCAGCGCGUACGGCGUGGGAAAAAUUGGAAACGGCGUUCAAGGACAAAGUACUCUCCCGGCAGAUCGGAUUACUCCAUAAGCUCAUCAAGACGAAUUUGGAUUUGUGCGACUCGAUGGACGAAUAUGUAAAUCAGGUCCCAAAGCAAAAGCGGCGUAAGUGGGACCCCAAAUCCCACGAGUGUAUACUGAUGGGAUUCGAUGAAGAAACCAAAGGCUAUCGUCUGUACGAUCUAAAAAAGAAGACUACAAUCAAGAGCCGUGAAGUCGUUUUCCUGAACGAAGGCGUUCCAUCCGAAGCAGCGUGCCCCGAAGCUCGACGUGUCAAGCCAUCGAAUGGUAGACUGGACAUCGAAGAUCCGGUUGAAACCGUGCUUGAGCCGACACUUUCGUCUGCAACACCCUGCGAAUCGGAAUCAGAAGACGAAUAUGAUGAAGGUGAUUUAAAAGACGAUAGCGAAACCAGUUCAAGUCAAAGGUGUCAAAGCGCAGCGAACGGGAGCACGUUCUUGCAGGCAAGUACAAUAACAUUCAUGUUGAUAGCACUGGCCUUCCUGGUAUCUCACUUCCACAGUCAACCCCUGAUGAAAUAUAUGAAAAAAAAAUCCCCUGAUAAAGAUUCGAGCUCGGACUCGAGCGACUUCGCUGGUUUUUCCGAUGAUGAAGGCAUCAAUGAUGGUUUUGUGGCAGUAAUAUCGGGCAUGAAUGGCGAAUUCGGUAACGAUCCAGUCUCACAUCAGGAAGCGCUAGCCUGCGACGAUAGUGAUGCCUGGAAGCGUGCUAUGCAGGAAGAAUUUGACGCCUUGGUGGACAACAAAACUUGGACUAUCACUUCGCUACCGAAAGGAAAGAAGGCGAUCAAGUGCAAAUGGGUCUACAAGACGAAGCGAGACGCUGAAGGCAAGGGGAUAGACUACGAUGAGACGUACGCUCCCGUCGUUCGGUGUAGUUCGCUGCGGUAUCUAUUCGCUUUGGCAAUCAGACACGACCUUGUUAUUGGCCAGAUGGAUGCAGUGACGGCCUUUCUACAAGGCGAUCUUGAUGAAGAGAUUUACAUGGAGCAGCCAUAUUUCGCGGACGAUAAUCAAAAAACGAUGGUGUGCAAGCUAAACAAGGCAUUGUACGGCUUGAGGCAGUCAAGCCGAGUUUGGAACCAAAAACUCGAUGCGGCUCUUCGACGUUUUGGCCUGAAAUCAACACAGAUCUGGGACAAGCGCAACACUGCCUUGGAAUCCGAAUCAAAAGAGCCAAUGAUUUCCAUCAGCUUGGACCAGGAAGCCUACACAGAGUCGAUUCUGAAACGGUUCAACAUGGAACGAUGCAAACCAGUAAAGGUGCCAAUGAACAGCAGUGAGAAGCUUACAAAAGAUGCGAGCCCGAAAGAUGACAAUGAAUCCACUGCUAUGGAGGACGUUCCGUAUCAGGAAGCAGUCGGGUGUCUCAUGUAUUUGGCGCAGAGCACUCGACCGGAUAUUCUUUUUGCGGUGAAAACUCUUAGCCGGUUCAACAACAAUCCCGGGGUCAAACAUUGGAACGCAGUAAAGCAUGUUCUGCGUUACCUACGUGGAACUUCCUGUAUGAAGCUGAUCUAUAGAAAGGAUGCAGAUUCCAGCGUGGUCGGUUAUUACGAUGCUGACUGGGGAUCGGAUCCAGAUGAAAGGAAGUCCACAAGUGGCAACAUCUUCAUGGCACAGGGCGGUGCAAUCUCGUGGAUGUGCAAGAAGCAAUUAACAGUGGCGCUCUCAACGUGUGAAGCCGAAUACAUGUCCGUUUCGGCUGCUGUGCAGGAGGCAUCUUGGUGGCGUGGUCUGUCAGCACUACUCAAUAAAAACAACGAUGAACCGAUUGAGAUCCGAUGCGACAACCAAAGCUGCAUUGCGAUCGCGAAAAAUGGUGGUUAUAACCCGCGCACGAAGCACAUUGACAUACGCCACCAUUUCAAAAAAGACGCUCUUCGCCGUGGUGUGGUAAACCUGACGUACAUUAGCACAGAGGAGCAAAUUGCGGAUGGUCUCACCAAACCACUACAACGAAUGAACGAAAUGGAGAAAUUCAGCCCUAUAAAGGUGGAAGGACUUACUCGAACAGUAAAGGUACAAGAGCUUACAAUCUCCGACACUCUGGCUACGAAUGGGAAAACACCGCUCAUUAGCAGCGAUAGGUGCUCUGGUGAACCGAUUGUAACGGACGCCCUGCGGAUAGGUUCAACUGAUGUAAAACAAGAACCUAUGGCGGACAUCACCGAUGAAGUUGAGACUACAGCAGCUUGUAAUAGAAUUGCAGCUUCUAGCCCCAGCAACUCGGAGGGCUCGGAAAAGCGCAAAACCGGCGUAGGUGAUCAAUCACCAAAAAACGAUCAGCGACCCUUCAAAUGCGACAUCUGUGACGCAUCAUACACGAGACGUCAUGCUCUAAGUAACCAUAUGAAGAUCCACAAGGUCGAGCCGUCUCUAGGCAACACAGAAGAGUUGAAGCCAAAUCGGACCGAUAACAGCCGAAGUGAUGGGCCAGUGAAAUACACCUGCGACAUAUGCGGCAAACAGUACGAACGAUUGAGAGCACUCAAAGUACAUCUGAAGCUUCAUCAAAUCACCACUCAUCAUCACAUCAAAGCGAAAUUUCGAUUUCAGCACGUGAAUUGUUUGUGCGAAAUGGAGGAAUUCAGUUUAACAAAGAUGGAAGUAUCUACUCCAAUCAAGCAAGAAGAGCUAUUAAUAUCCGACCCUGUAGCUACGGAAGAGGAACCGACUGUAACGGACGCCCUGAGGAAAGGUUUUACUGAUGUGAAACAAGAACCGAAAAUGGAGAUUACCGAUGAUGUUGAGACUACAGCAGCGUUCAGCUCCAGCAACUCUAACGAGUCGGAAAUGCGCAAUACCGAUGUUGGUGGUCAUUCACACAAAAAGAACGCUUGUGAAUUCUGCAAUAAAAAAUACAGCUCAAAACUCAACUUGGAGAAUCAUAGAAGAAUCCACACCGGUGAACGACCUUUUGCGUGUGAUAUCUGCAACAGAACAUUCCCCACUGCUGAAAGUUUGCAGCACCAUAAAAAUGCUCAUACAGGAGACUGGCUCUUUGAAUGUGACAUAUGCAAGCGAAGGUUUUCCCAAAAAUCAACCUUGGCGUCCCACAUGAAUUUUCACCGCACAGAUUGCCCUUAUAAGUGUCUGAUUUGCGAUAAAAAAUGUGGAACUAGAUAUCACCUCCAGCAACAUAUGCGUAGUCACAGCGAUGCAAGGCCCUUCAAAUGUGACAUCUGUGAUGCGUCAUACAAGAGUCAUAGUGCUCUGGAAAAUCAUAUGAAGAUCCACAAGGUCGAUCCCUCCCCAGGUGACGUUGAAGGUUCUGAACCAAAUCGAAGUGUUGGGCUCCCCAAGUACACAUGCGACAUAUGCGGUAAACAGUACAAAUAUAUGAGACCACUUCACUUACAUACGAAGCUUCAUCAGAGUACCACCGAGGUGAAAACCUACAACCUAAAGCUGCACGAGUGUACGAUUUGUGGAAAAAGAAGACCGAGUAGAACAUCGCUCAUAAGGCACAUGGUUUCUCAUACUGAAGAACGACCUUUUAAUUGCGAUAUUUGCGGUUUAUCAUAUAAGUCAGCUCGUGAUAUGAAAGUCCAUAGAAAUACGCAUACUGCCGAGAGACGGUAUGAAUGCGAAAUUUGCGGAAAAUAAUUUCCAUAUUCGACCUCGCUAAAGCGGCACAUGAUAUGUCAUACUGACGGACGGCCAUUUAAAUGCAAUAUUUGCAAUCGAUCGUUAAGGUCAGAAUCUUCUCUAAGAUUUCAUAAACUAACACAUAGUGUAAAGCGUGAGAGCUUUACAUUCGAGCAAAAUCCUGUCGCUGCUCACUCUGAAGAACAACUUCUCAAUUGUGAUGUUUGCAGUUUAUCGUUUAAAACAGCUAUAAAUUUGAGAAAACAUAAGGAAAAGCAUUCCUCGGAAAUCCCCAUUCAAUGCGAAAUCUGCGAGAGACAAUUUCUUACUCCUUACAAACUAAGGCAGCAUAUGCUAACCCAUGCUAAUGAAAGGCCUUAUGCGUGCAACAUUUGCAGGUUAUCAUUCAAAACAAAAUGUAAACUGCAAGUUCAUGAAAAAACGCACUCGGAGGAACGGCCUUACAAAUGUGAUAUUUGCACUUUUUCAUUCAAGACAAUUGCUUCGUUAAAGUUGCACGGGAAAACGAAAAAGCACCUCUUUCGAGCACAACUGAAUCACAAAUAAAAAUGAUGGUAUUUUUGGGUCGGUUUGUUACUUAACGCCGUAAGAGUAAUUAAUACGUAUUUUCAACGAGAAUCUCAGUUGGUUUGAGCUAACACACAACUCCAGAAUAAUGAUUUUUUGAUAAGUUUCCAACACAAAGCGGGGCUGUAGGAGGGAAUGGUUAUCAGUUCUCCCGGCCUGCCUCUAAGCUUGUCGGACGACAGUCCGGUAAAGAUGGUUCUUGAAACCAACCCAUCAGAGAUGAGACGCGGGCAAGGUUUGACCCUACGCAGAUUGCAGAGCUCCACGGCCCGGGACUGUUUGGUAAGGUAAGUUGAGAAAGCAGUGAGCUCUCCUUAGCAGAAUGAUUAUGUACAGUCAGGUUUUUACGCGGUUUUUUAUACGCGGAUUUUUUACGAGGUUUUUUUACGCGUAUUUUUUAAUUAACGCGGUUUUUUUUACGCGGAUUUUUGAAUUAACGCGGUUGUUUUUACGAGGUACGUAUCCCCCGCGUAAAAAAAACCUGACUGUACUUUGUACACCUAAUUUUCACUUCAUGAACAUGAACAUGAAUUUUUACUUCAAUGGUAUGAACAGAAUUGGUUAACUUGAUUAGAUUUUAUUCUCUACGAAUAUGCCAUGUAUAAAAAAUGUUAAAAAAAAAUAUUCUCCUUAUAAGGCUGAUACAAACUUUGAAUAGUUUUUAUGUCAACGGGUAUCAAAGUUAGCUAAAGGGAAUCAAAAAAUAAAUAACACUGAAAAGAAAAAAAAAGAAGUAACUUUCAUGAAAAAAUGUGUGCAAGUUACGACGUUUGUAACUUGCAUGCCAAAGUUUGUUGAAAAAUAUCACAUUACCUAUGAUCAUUAUUAAUCAUCUGGCUUGCCUUUUGAUGACACUUUUACUGUCACUGGACUUGUUUGUUGCUAAAUUAAGCAUAUACGCUGUCGAAAAGUCAAUAAUAUUAACAAAACGGCUUGAACUUUUUUCUUCCCCUUCCUAUUUUCAAAAUAAAAUUAAAAUAAAGUUUGUAUCGGCCUUAUUGAAAAUAAAUAAAAUUUUGCAUUGUUGUUGUUACGAUAAAAAUCACAGACGUAAUAAUGCCGGUAACUUGGAAAAACAGAUAUGAUUUCUUCAUUUAAAUCGACCAUUUAUUGCAACAAAUUAGGAGCGUUAGGCCUCCCGAUUCUCUGGUUGAAUGGAUCCGUUCGUACUUAACCACUCGAUGCGCUUUAGUGAAGUUACAUGCAACUUGUUCGGAGUCUUUUUCAAUCAACUAGGAUGUUCCACAAGGCAGUUGUUUGCCGGUGACCUGAAGCUUUAUCGGAUCAUCACUUCCAUUCUCGAUUUGCUCGUGAUUUUAUUUUCUGAUCACUUCAGGAAAUUCCACUUUAUGUUCCACCCCGACAUAGAACUGUGUAUGACCAGAACAAUCCACCUUAACAAACAGUUCUUGCCCGAGGGCCUAAUGUUGCAUGGUAGGAACUAAACAAAACUCCCACGUUAGUUCUACCCGUAAAAUUUGUAAGUAACGAAUCGGCCUAAAACAGUAUCGACUGGUCAUUUUUCUCUUUUGACUAAUUUUUGCCUUAGGUGCUUUGUCUCGUGCACCUUUAACGCGGAACUGGUCUUGUAUGUAUCACCACAAAUAUCACACUUAAAAAGUCGUUCUUCCGAGCAAAGAUCCGGCUGCAAAUUGUGCGUUUUU
Messenger RNA from Wyeomyia smithii (pitcher-plant mosquito), 8158 nucleotides. Its product is annotated as zinc finger protein 208-like. Gene Ontology annotation, biological process: regulation of DNA-templated transcription. Bases 78 to 5924 code for a protein of 1948 amino acids. The transcript has 14 exons. The record is from RefSeq and is a predicted model, not a curated record. Lineage: Eukaryota; Metazoa; Arthropoda; Insecta; Diptera; Culicidae. Gene Ontology annotation, molecular function: RNA polymerase II cis-regulatory region sequence-specific DNA binding; DNA-binding transcription factor activity, RNA polymerase II-specific.